This is a messenger RNA of Ceratotherium simum simum (southern white rhinoceros), 676 nucleotides long. The record is from RefSeq and is a predicted model, not a curated record. NCBI's taxonomy places the organism in Eukaryota, Metazoa, Chordata, Mammalia, Perissodactyla, Rhinocerotidae.
CUAUGGAAACCAGAACAAAGAGCUGUCGCCCAGCCACGCAAACACCUGGGCUGUGCGUCUUCCACUGGCUGGCCAGGCAGCCUGGGACGCCGGUGGUGGGGCCGAUGGACGCCUUCAGCAGCAAGAGCCUGGCCCUGCAGGCGCAGAAGCAGCUCCUGGGCAAGGUGGCCUCGAGGGCCACGGCGGCCGCCUUCCUGGACGAGGCGAGCAGCGCGGUGCUGGACGAGCUGUACCGCGCCACCAAGGAGUUCACGCGCAGCCGCGCGGAGGCACGGAGGCUGGUGCGCGGCCUGGUGAAGGUGGCGCUGAAGGUGGCCCUGCUGCUCCGCGGCGGCGUCCUGGGCGCCGACGGGCUGGCCGCGCUGGGGCGCCUCCGCCAGCGCGCGCGCCGCCUGGCCCUGACGGCCCUGACCUUCCAGCAGGUGGCCUUCUCCUUCGACCGGCGCGUGCUGGCCGCCGGCCUGCUCGAGUGCCGCGACCUGCUGCUCCAGGCCGCCGGGCCGCACCUCACCGCCAAGUCCCGCGGCCGCAUCGGCCACGUCUUCGGCCGCCUGGCCGACGGCGACUUCCUGGCCGCGCUCUACGGGCCCGCCGAGCCCUACCGCUCACACCUGGGCCGCCUCUGCGACGGCCUCUCCAGGAUGCUGGACGACGGCAGCAUCUGAGCCCCGCGCCC